Messenger RNA from Osmia lignaria (orchard mason bee), 2381 nucleotides. RefSeq names its product nuclear pore complex protein Nup58 (gene Nup58). Lineage: Eukaryota; Metazoa; Arthropoda; Insecta; Hymenoptera; Megachilidae. Gene Ontology annotation, cellular component: nuclear pore. Gene Ontology annotation, biological process: nucleocytoplasmic transport. The record is from RefSeq and is a predicted model, not a curated record. Gene Ontology annotation, molecular function: structural constituent of nuclear pore.
GAAUGAAUAUGAAAGUUUAGUGCUUAAAAAUAAGGUAUACGCAGCGUUUACUUUCGUUAUUAUUAAUUGUACAUAAGAAGUAUGUCGUUUUCUUUUGGAACACCUGCAACUACCACCAAUACAGGUUUUGGAUUUGGUCAGAAACCAGCAACAGGUUUUAAUUUAGGUGGUACACCUUUCGGUUCCACUAACACAGCGCCUACAUUAUCUUUUGGAACUUCUUCAACACCAACAACAACUACUGGGCUUAGUUUUGGAUUUGGUAGCACACCUGCAACUACAGUUCAGGCACAACCAACUGGUUUAUUAGGUUCUAAUACAACUACUACAACAUCUGCUACUGGCUUAUUUCCUGUUUCAACUACUUCUGCACCAUUGUUUACUGGUCUUAAUUUUGGGGCACCAGCAGCAAGUACUAAUCUAACAUUUGGUACCCCAUCUGCUACAUCUACAGCUGGAAACCUCAGUUUUGGUACAUCUACUACUUCAACAGCACCCCUUUUUGGUGGAUCUGUUAGUGGUGGUAGUUUAUUAGGUGGAAAAUCAAUUGCUGGCACUACUGUUACUACCACUACCACUAAUAAAGGAUUAGGAGGAUUAGAUGUAUCUAUAAGCAAUAAAGGACUUUCACAAGGAAAUAGCAAUACAGCAGCAGCUAAAGAUAAUAUUUGGGCACCGGAAUUAUUACAGACAAUAGAAAAAUUCAAGGAGUUUGUAAAAGAACAGAAAAUGUUAUCUUCAGAGAUAGCAAGAGGUUCUGCGCGGCCAUUAACUAGAUGCGCCGAAGAUACAGCUUCUUUGAUGGAAAUUUUGACCACAUUAGGCGGGGCUGUUCAGCGUGAUCGUUGUGCUGUCGAUAAAUUAAAACAAGACACAGCUAAAGUAUUGCAAAGUGCUGAAAUAUCACAAAGAACGCACGAUACCCCGCCGGGAUUACAGUACGAAAAUAAUGCACCAUUAUUGUUUUUCAUGGAAUUAGCUGAUAACUUUGAACAUGAUUUAAUGUUAUUUAAAUCACAAAUCGAAACGACAGAAAAACAUAUUCAGACAAUGAUGACUCCAAAAACUCUAACACCACAGGAAUUAACAAUGGCUAUGAAUAAGCUUCACGAGUCUUUGGUAGCGGUUGCUGGAAAGUUGCAAGGUGUGCAUUCUAAAGUGCAACAGCAAAAGGAACAAUACUUAAAUUUUCGAAAGUAUGUUUUAAAAGACAACAAGAAUGUUUUCGAGGAUAUUAAAUCAGACGGAAAAAUAUCACAUAGUAUAGGCAGAAUUACAAGUGGGCCAACUCCAUUUGGACCAGGAAAUAAAAGUUUUCUCUCCUCGACAGCGUUAAGCUCUAAUAGACCCGGAAGUUAUGAAACACGAAAUCCAUUAGUUUGGGGAAAUACAAUAUCAACAUCAUCUGCUACUAACAUUACCCUAGGCUCAUCAUUGAAACCACCAACCGCAAGUUUGACUUUUAAUACCCCAUCAAACCUUACUGCACCUUUACCAACGACUGAUUCAGGUUCGAGUUUUCAACUUCAAAAACCUCCCAUUGGUAAUAAAAGGGGGAAACAUUGAUAAAAUAAUUUUUAUAUUUAAUGCUACACUGACAUGUGUUUAUUAUAUGGUUACAAAUAUCCGGCUUUUUUUGUCCUAUUCUUCAAACUAUUCUUUUUUUAUUUCUUACAAAAACUGUUUACAAUGAUAUCAUUGUUUAUUCAAUAGUUAUAUGCCCAUCAUUUCGUUUCAUUCCAUUCCGUUUUCUCGAUGGUACUGUAAUAAUGUUUGAAAGUACGUGGAUUACGAAUUACUUGAAAAGCUUAUCUUCCGUGCAUUCAUAUUUGAGUAAAUUCUACACUUUUAAUAUAUUUUCGUAAUGGAUAAUUGUUAUUAUGUAAUAACCAUGUGAUUCAAGUACAAAACAUUUGUGAAUUCAUAAUUUUCAGAGUUAUUUAUAUUUUUUAUAUUAUAAAUCUAUAUACAUAACUAUUUUUUACUAUAACAAUUAAGAACUUAGUAUAUGUAUAAAUUCGUAUAUAUAUUCAAAUUUCUCUUGGUCCCUGUAGCAGACACAUACAUCGGGGAAAAGACAGUGAAACGGUAUAGGGGGCAAAUCAUCUUCAAUAAACUGUUCAUUGCUUUGUUCAAUAUACAUAUAUAUUAAUGAAUUGCGUAUACACACGCGGACGCGUGUGUGUACAAUUAUGUAUUAAAAGUAUUAAAAAAUAUCUCUGUUGACCGUUACAUAGCACCCACUUGUAUAAUGGGGAUCAAUAGUUUAAAGGCAUCUUGGAUGUAAGAACUUGCAUUCGAAGCCUGUUGAAAAGAAAAAUAAUUAAUGUCGCAAAAUACAUGAAACUGGUCAACAGAAUAUUUUCUUACCUCCAUGAAAA